CACAAUGUGUCACAAUGUGUCCCACUCUGAUGAGCAGCUACAAAUAACAACAUUGUCCUGUGUCCUGUGUUAUCACUGUGAUGUCCACUUUUAUCUCUACUUGUGUAUCUUUGUUCGUCGUACUGUAUAUAAUUUGGUUUGAAGACUAUUUGUUAACUGGUAUUCUUAUACGUUUGCAUCAACACUUAUUUUCCUGGAAGCAUUUAUGUGGUUAAUUUAAGGAACAAAAAGAACAACACCCCUCCUCUUUAUAUUGAAAGCGCUCCCUUCCUGGUCACACUUCAGUUACGGACACUGAAGAGCUGCAGUCAUCAACACAAUGAUGAACUUCACUAUGAGAACAGCUUUACUGCUCGGCAGCCUCAGCUGGAUCUCUGUCUCAGUGUCUGAGUCUCAGACUGUGAAGGUCCAGUCUGGUCAAGAAGUCACACUGCUGUGCCCAAAGAUUUUCAAAGAUGAAACUGUGACUUUCUGGUUCAGACUGGUCAACAGGACCGAGGUCAGCUGUAUCUCUGUUAUGUUGACCUCUAACAGCCCAGUUCACUUCUGCGAUGGAUAUCAAACUGGAAAUUUUGAAAUGAGCUCCAACAUCUCUACCCUCUUUCUCAACAUCAAUCAAGUGAAUGUAUCUGACUCUGGACAGUAUUUCUGUGCAUUUUACACAAGGGGGCGUCUAAUUUUCAGAGUGAUUUAUUUAAAUGUUGACGGUGACGGUGAAUUUGAUGAUGAUGUGGACAGCGAGUCUCAAAAAAAGCCUGAUGUCAAACUAACGCUGGCGACUGUGAUCCUGGGCGGUCUGACUCUUGUCUUCAUGAUGGUGACCACUGGUUUGGCUGUUAAAAUCAGCAGACUUCUGAAAGUUGUGGAUGAAUUACUGCAACCUGAAAGAAACAAGAAUCUGGGCUCUGAUGACCUGAACUCUGCAGCACUGAGGCUCCUUCCAAAAACACUCAGAAACAGGAGGCCUGCAGAGACACAGGUGGAAACUCAUGUUAUUUAUACUGCCAGCAGAUAGACUCAGGACACAAGUGGAACUGCAACCAGGAGUUUCAUCAUAUUAAUCUGCUAUUUUGCUUUUCUGUGUGUGUGGUGGCAGAAAUAGUUUUUGUAAUCAAGUUCCUGUAUAAAUGGAGAGUCAACAUUUCCUGGUCAAAGUCUCUGUCUUUCUUAGUUUGUCUACAUCACAUCUUCAUCUGAGAGGGACAAGGACGUAUUUUAUGUUUGAUGAGGAGGAGCCACAAGAGACACUGAUAACUGUCAAACUGACUCAUAGGCAGAGUCAAUGGUCUGUGGGGGAGGGAGGGGUGAGAGAGAUACACAUCUCUUCAUCUGAGCAGCUCAGUGUGGUCUGAGCUCUUGUUCUUGGAUCAGCCUCUGUACUUGUAUAGAUUAAAAAAAGACAGUGAAGAAAAAAAAACUAACAUUGUUGGUGACAAACACUGAAUGAGUCUAAAAAUAAAGUUCACCACAGGAAGACUUCAGCCAUGAUCACAAACAUCACAUGAUUCGCUGUUUUCAAAGACUAAGACUAAAACUACUUUUACAAAUUGCAAAUACAGUGCAUCUGCUUUGAACAAACUUACCAAACUACUUUACAGAACCUACAUUAACAUCUGCAUUCAACAUUUCAGAGUACACAGCAACAUUUACAUGCAAGGCCACAGUUUCAGGCCACACUCUCAUGUGUCAGGUUUCUAAUGCUGAUCACUGAAUUAAUAUAUAGUACAGUCAUGACUAACAACUGUUAUGCCCUAAUAUAUCAGCACAACAGUUUCUGAGUCCUGGUAUCUAUCAACAAUAUGAUCAAUCAACCAGCAGGUAAAAGGUGAUGGUUAAGACCAAGACUAAAACAUCCCUCUGUGUUUGACCUUUGUAGAGUCACACGGCAAAAGAUAACAGUCCAGGGAGAGCCACAAGGUAAAGACCAGUGUUGACUCAGUGACUAACUUCAUAGUCGUUGCCAUUUGUAAGAGCCAGAUUCCAUAUUAACAUGAGGAGUUUUGUCCCAGAUCUCAACAAUGUGUUUGGGAAAGGCAAAUUAUGGCCGUUUACCUUAUUAUGUUUUCUUCCUGUUAAAGCUACAGCUAAUAUCCAGGUUAAUAAACAGAACAUCAUACAGGAGGAAUUAAGAUCACUUUGUCUAAACAUCAGUAUUAAGGUAAAUCUAUUAUUUUCUUGAUAGUGUUUACUUUUGAUUCUCACACAUCUUUCUCUUGCUCUCAGUGUCUGUUCAUAUGCUGUUUGUUUGCUGUUUGGUCUGAGGACGACAGAGGUGAAAAUCCUGAAGCCUGUUUCCAUGAGACUGUACUUCUCUCUGGUUUGACUGAAUGACUUUUUGAAAUGUAAGAGUUGUCUGUCUUGUAUGCUGACAUGGUGAAUGUGCGUAUGAAAUAGAUAAAGGUAUAGCUCUCUGCCCUGGCUGAGUCUGCAUAUGUGGCCAAGCAACAAGUCUUGUGCCCCCUCCCCCUGUUAUUUUCCACUGUGGUGAGAACCCUGUGUGUAUCAGCCAAAACGAAAGCCACAAGAAGACUGGCCCUUAGCUCUCUGCGAUAAAACCACAUGCAACAAAAGCUGUACUACGUCUCUUUAAAAUAAAUGUAUAUGUUGAAAGAA
Molecule: messenger RNA, 2613 nt
Organism: Lates calcarifer (barramundi perch)
Lineage: Eukaryota; Metazoa; Chordata; Actinopteri; Centropomidae
Exons: 6
Coding region: 320-1015 (231 amino acids)
Source: RefSeq, a predicted model, not a curated record